AUGUUGAAUACUGUGACUAACUCUUCCAGAAAAUGUAUGGAAUCAUUGUACCGAACCAGAGUUUUCAAAACAUUAACUAAUUCAAAUGUCAUCAGUUAUCGAACUCAAGUGAGUUUAAGUCCAGCGCCAGACAAAGCAGAAUAUUCAACUUUCUCAUCUGCAAGCAAUCAACCCCUGAAAGAUACAGAUCCAGAAAUGUGGGAGCUUAUCAAUGCAGAGAAACAACGCCAAAUGUCUUAUCUGGAAUUGGUUGCUUCUGAGAAUUUCACAAGUCGUGCUGUAUUGGAAUGCAAUGGAAGCUGUUUGACUAAUAAAUAUGCUGAAGGUUAUCCCAAUCAACGUCUACCAAGAGGUGUUUCUGUAAUCGACAAAAUUGAACAAUUGACACAGAAAAGACUAUUGGAGUUAUUCAAAUUGAAACCAACUAAUAAAUCACUUGAUGAAGCUGACUGGGGUGUGAACGUUCAAGUAUUCAGUGGGUCACCUGCUAAUAUGGCAGUAUAUACAGCGUUAUUAAAACCAAAUGAUCGUAUAAUGGGACUUCGAUACAUAGAUGGAGGUCAUCCAACCCAUGGAUAUUUUAACAAACAUAAAAAUCUAAGUGCGGCAUCAAUUUUCUUUAAUACUAUACCGUAUUCACUAAAUCCUGAGACGGAGUACAUUGAUUAUGACAUGUUGGAGCGUGAUGCUAAAUUAAUUAAUCCGAAAUUAAUGAUUGCUGGAAUAUGUACUUAUCCAAGGUUAUUGGAUUAUGAAAAGUUCCGAAAGAUAUGUGAUUCUGUUGGAGCUAUACUCUUAGCGGAUAUGGCGCAUAUUUCAGGUUUAGUCGCCGCUGAAACACUUCCAUCACCAUUCAUGCAUGCUGAUGUUGUGACUUCAACGACGCAUAAGACAUUACGUGGUCCGAGAUCUGGUGUAAUAUUCUAUCGUCGUAAACCACGUUCAACUGAACAACAUCAAUGUGCAUAUCAAACUAUACCAGUUGAAGAAUAUGAAAAGCGUAUCAAUGAAGCUGUAUUCCCAGGUUUACAGAGUGGUCCACAUGAAAAUACAAUUGCAGCUGUUGGUUCAAUGGCUAUAGAGGCAGCUACAGCUGACUUUCAGCGUUAUGCUCAACAAGUUCUCAGUAAUUCACAAACACUUGCACAAUGUUUACUAUCUAAAGGCAUUGCUUUGGUCACUGGGGGGACAGAUAUUCACUUUGUCGUUGUGGAUUUAAGUAAAUCACCAAGUCAACGUGGAUUGGGUCGUGGUGAUGCUUCACUGGUACAAAUUAUAGCUGAUAUGGUAGGCAUAUCACUUAGUGCUGUGUGUGUGCCAUCAGACGAAAAUACUAAUCGACCAUCUGGUUUGAGAAUAGGCACGCCUGCUUUGACAUCACGAGGUUUCUUAAACAAAGACUUUGAAAAUGUCGCCAAUUUGAUUGAAGAAGUUUUGAAACUUACAUCUGAUGCGAAGAAGGUCACGGAUGAUAUUCAAAAAUUCUCACUGGCUGUCAAAGGAAGUCCAAAUCUGAGAUUUCGAAUCCAACAACUACGCCAGUCAGUAUCAGAUUUCGCUUUGAGCUUUCCGAUGCCUGGUCAUUGUGAUAUUUGAGUAAAACAAAAUACAAAGUGUAUACGGAAAGAGUUUUCUUCUUCUCUGAUGAGCAUGUUCC
This is a messenger RNA of Trichobilharzia szidati, 1657 nucleotides long. The record is from the annotation of a GenBank genome assembly. Lineage: Eukaryota; Metazoa; Platyhelminthes; Trematoda; Strigeidida; Schistosomatidae.